Messenger RNA from Dothidotthia symphoricarpi CBS 119687, 1703 nucleotides. RefSeq lists its product as uncharacterized. Bases 344 to 1492 code for a protein of 382 amino acids. The transcript is spliced from 2 exons. Lineage: Eukaryota; Fungi; Ascomycota; Dothideomycetes; Pleosporales; Dothidotthiaceae. Gene Ontology annotation, biological process: mitotic spindle elongation; vesicle-mediated transport. Gene Ontology annotation, cellular component: Golgi membrane. The record is from RefSeq and is a predicted model, not a curated record.
CCCGUCUACUCGUGUGCCCAAGAGUCAAUCGAGCACUGACGUGAAACCGAGCCAAACCUUAUCGACGCUGCCUGCUGACGUUCCAUCCCGUCUCAUCUCAUCUGAUCGUCCGUAUCGGCGGUGCAUCGUUCCGCCGACGUAGCUCGGUAGGCAAUGACGAAUGACGAUGAAACUAAGAUCUCGAACAUUCCCACCCACUCGUUGCUUCGCCCGUCUUACGGCAUGACCCUCUGCAACUGCAGCAGCUGAACGACCUCUCGACAUUCUCCGAGCCACACAACGACCAUCUCCAUCCUUCCGCACCUCUCCGGCGCCGUCCGAGCACCCUCUGUACACUGGCACCAUGCCAGCGUCUGACUACAACGCCCGCGCCCUCGCGCUGCCCAUCGACGACGAGGAAAGAGGUCCAGCGCCAUCAUGGAGUCGCCGUUCAACCACGGCAUCCUUUGCGCGCAACUCCAGCGCAUCCCAGCGGGGCCGCUCCUCUAUGCGACAUCGCGUCAUGGACAGCUACUCCAAGCUGAGCCGGCGCGUGACGGGCCAGUACAACAAGCUGUCUCCGACGCAGAAAGUCCUGGUUGUUGUAGGAGGCAUCACUGCAGUCGUGUUGGGGAUACUGUUCAUGAUCUUCAAUGAGCGCAUCUUUGGGAAACUGCUGCCUGUUGCGAAGAGGUGGAGGGACGUUCGGGGUGGCUGGCUGGUGCUGUGGGGGUUGAUAUUCACCGUCUCCUUCCCGCCACUUAUCGGCUACUCGAGUCUGCUCACCAUCGCGGGAUUCGUCUAUGGCUUUCCAAAUGGCUGGUUCAUAGCCGCCUCUGCCACCAUCGUCGGCUCCACAACCUCCUUCCUCCUCUCGCGCUCUAUCCUCAAGAACUACGUCGACCGCCUAAUCGCAAACGACACGCGCUUCGCCGCCCUUUCCCUCACCCUCAAACACGAUGGCCUCAAGCUCCUCGUCAUGAUCCGCAUGUGCCCGCUUCCCUACUCCCUCUCCAACGGCGCCAUCGCCACCUUUCCAACCGUACACUGGGCCUCAUUCGCUCUAGCAACCGCCAUGGUAUCUCCCAAACUCAUGCUGCACGUCUUCAUCGGCUCGCAGCUUGAGAAAAUCGCCGAGAGCGGCGGCAAGAUGGAUCCGCGUACCAAGGCACUGAGCUACGUGAGCAUCGCGAUUGGAGCCGUGGCAGGUGUCGCGACGGGGUGGCUCAUGUACCGCAAGACGAAGCAGCGGGCGCGGGAGCUCGAGGAAGAAGAGCGCCAAGGGGCUAGACGGGCGAGUGUUGAUGAGUUGGAGGAUGAAUACUCGGAUGAUCCUGCGGCGCUCGAGGCUGCAGAGAUGCUGAGGGAGGAGGAUGACGACAUUAGCUUGAGGACGGCCUGGGAUGAUGAGUACCGUGAUGAGCCGGAGACGGGCGACGCGCUGGAGAUUGGAAGCGAUCCGUUUAGUGAUGGAGAUGGGACCGACGAGCAAGAUCGAAGAGGGAGAAAGUAGACCCUGCCCUUGCAACAUUUAGACGUCCGCUAUUGCUAGAUUUGGAUAGAAUAGAUUCGUGUCAUUGCUUCAAACCACGCGGCAUUUCAGAAUCCCCCCAUACAGACCAUCGCCUCUCUUACUUCUCCAUCCACUCCACCCCAGAUUACACCGUCUCCCCAAACACCCCCGCACUCUCAUGCCCCCCAACCCUCAGAAAAAUCUUCAUACU